GGUGUAGACAGGUGGUGAAGAUGCUUAUUUCAUAGCUUGCGGCGGCUGGUUUGGUGUAGCAGAUGGAGUUGGUCAGUGGUCAUUUGAAGGAAUCAAUGCGGGGUUGUAUGCGAGAGAGCUAAUGGAUAGUUCCAAAAAAAUUGCUAUGGAGAAUCAAGGGCCACCAGGGAUGAGGACCGAGGAAGUCCUGGCUAUGGCGGUAGUUGAAGCACGGUCCCCUGGUUCUUCAACUGGCUUAGUUGCUCACUUUGAUGGCCAGGUCCUUCAUGUAUCUAAUAUUGGCGAUUUGGGAUUACUGGUGAUAAGAAAUGGACAAGUAUACGCACAAACAAAGGCGAUGACAUACGGUUUCAAUUUCCCGUUGCAAAUAGAAAACAGUGUUGAUCCUUCAAGACUUGUACAGAAUUAUGCUAUCGAUUUACAAGAAGGUGCUACCAUUGUGACAACGUCGGAUGGUCUGUUAGACAACGUCUAUGAUCAUGAGGUGGCAUCUAUUGUCUCGAAAUCUCUGAAAGCUGACCGCAAGCCUACGGUCUUAACCUAA
Molecule: messenger RNA, 544 nt
Organism: Hordeum vulgare subsp. vulgare (domesticated barley)
Lineage: Eukaryota; Viridiplantae; Streptophyta; Magnoliopsida; Poales; Poaceae
Product: probable protein phosphatase 2C BIPP2C1
Exons: 4
Coding region: 122-544 (140 amino acids)
Source: RefSeq, a predicted model, not a curated record